This is a messenger RNA of Suhomyces tanzawaensis NRRL Y-17324, 2106 nucleotides long. It is a transcript of the gene EMC9, whose product is annotated as Emc9p. NCBI's taxonomy places the organism in Eukaryota, Fungi, Ascomycota, Pichiomycetes, Serinales, Debaryomycetaceae. The transcript is spliced from 2 exons. The annotation marks the transcript as partial. The record is from RefSeq and is a predicted model, not a curated record.
CACCACUACCACCAGCACCACCAAUACCCACUCGCAUCGUCGUCGUCCAUCCUCCCCACCUCCUCCCUCAGAGACAUCGUCUCGUUGGUGAUGAUCCUCUUGUCGUUACCCCAUAGCAUCUCGUUGGGCCUCCUCAUCCUCCACAUCUUACUCGGCUCCACCUUCACAGGCGGCAAGUUCAUCUUCAACAUCUUCAUACGAGAGAACGCCGAACCUCUCGUGGGCAACGUCAGGAAAUUUCUCUUGAACGCGGUCAAGAUUGCUAUUCUCAACUUGACGCUUUUCGGUUGCUUGAGCGUCUUGAUCCACAAAAAGAGCCAUUUCAACUAUGUGAUUAUGUUCUCCAAAGCAAUUAUAUCCAGCGAUCUCAUAGGCUCCAGCUCUAUCAACUACAUCAACUCCAUCUCCAACAAGCGGAUUUCUUCAAAAAUUCAGUAUGAUGAUGAUAAGAAGUAUUUCAACAGUAGUCUCAUAAACUCGGUCGUUAGCUUUUGCAUCAUAAACUACAUCAAUUACUUGAUUCAAUGGUUGAAUGGCUCAUUUGACUUUAUUGACAACUAUAGCAGCAACCUUAGCUACAUCAACAACUACAAUUUCUCAAACUACAAGAACAAAUUGUAUUUGGUUUUGUCGGUUCAUAUCAUAAGCUCAUCAAUUUUCAAGAAACCACAUACAGUUCAUAAUUCAAUAUCUAAUGUUUUCGAUGACAUAUCUAUUAAUUGCGACGAAAACAAAUUGCUAGAUAUAAAUUUGAAUGAAUCCAUACCCAAAAACUUCGAUAGCUCCAAGAACGUGGAAUCGCUAAAUUCGGUGGCCAUCAAGAACUUUGAAAAUUUCAUCAUAUCGCCAUUCAACAGUAGAUUGACGAUACUAAAGAAUAAAACUCAAUUAAGUAAUGGUCAAAGCGGCACAACGAACAACACUAGUACCACCUCAACUACCACAGCAUCAUCAACAACCUCAACCUCCACUUCUUUGACGACUACAACGGUUUCUCCAAACAUCACUACAAUUGAGAACACUAUUAUCAUUCAACCUUUUUGGUCAAUUUUAGCUGCGUGUAAGGCUAUUUUGAAAAAUCCAAAUUUAUUCCUAGGGGAAACCACAAAAUUUAAAAACAAUGGUGGAAAAUUCAUCAAGAUCCAAGAUGACCAUAUUUACAAGUCUAAAAACUUUGAGGGUUGCAAAAUGGCAACAAUGUUAAUUGAUGAUUCAAAGGUUAUCUUCAAAUUUUUGGAUCAGGAUGAGCUCAAGGGCCUUAAAAUAAGGAAUCUAAAAAUAAAGUUGAAUAAUGUCAACUGGACAUAUUUCAAGUUGAUUAAGACGGAUGAUAAUGAUUUAAAAUUGGUCAUUUAUGGGUUGACCCCAUUGUUUCAGUAUGAAAUAGACUUGAUCAUUGAAGACCAAAUCGUCAAUCACUUUAUUAUCAAUACCACCAAUGAUAAUGACAAUCUUGUUCUUAACAAAUCGUUGGCAGAAACCUCAUCAUUAAAAACUUUGCAAAUCUCAUUGAUUUCUAGCAUUAAAAAUUUGAGUUCUUUGAGAGCUAAAUUGAAAAAGUUCAAGAGAGAAGAGAAUAAGAAAUUGACAGAAGCCAAGAAUAAUAUUGAUAAUUUGAAAAACAAGAUCUCCAAGUACAGCAGCAAAUUGAAUAGCGAUCAAAGAGCAUAUGGUAAACUCAAGGGCCUUAAGCACUCAGUAAUGCAAUUGGAACAAGAGAUUGAACAAUUGAAUGUUACGAUUGACACGCUACAUGAAAAGGAAAAAGAAACAAAAAGCGGUUUUGAGAGUGAAGAAGAAACUCUUUUGAAGGAAAUCAGCGAGUUAGAAUCUAUAUUCAUUGAGUACGAAAAUCGGAUUAAGGUUGAGAAAGCUUAUUUGAAAAAUGCGAAGUCAGACGAGCAUACUAUUGAGUUGAAAAAUCAAAAAUUGUUGAACAAGCAGGCUGCCAGAACCGAGGAAAUCAAAAACAUGAAGAAUGAUUUAAAAUUGAUCAAAAAGAAUGAAAUUUUGGCCAAGUUUUCCAAAAGAAGCAAGAAAACAAAUGAGAAGUAUGACACUAUCUUACCGAAGGUAAAACUUGAAACUGAAAUCUUGAAAGAGGAU